This is a messenger RNA of Apodemus sylvaticus (European woodmouse), 3191 nucleotides long. It is a transcript of the gene Cysltr2, whose product is annotated as cysteinyl leukotriene receptor 2. Gene Ontology annotation, molecular function: leukotriene receptor activity. Gene Ontology annotation, biological process: G protein-coupled receptor signaling pathway. The transcript has 4 exons. Bases 1031 to 1960 code for a protein of 309 amino acids. Lineage: Eukaryota; Metazoa; Chordata; Mammalia; Rodentia; Muridae. Gene Ontology annotation, cellular component: plasma membrane. The record is from RefSeq and is a predicted model, not a curated record.
ACAUUUGUCAUUCAAUCACAGGAGGCAAAGGAGAAUCGUUCUGAAAAUUGGCCAUCGGUGACCUUUGCAGAGACUCUUCAGUGGAGUGAGAACAUGAGAAAGUCAGAGUGGUGAGAGCGCUCUAAAGCAGGCUGCGGGGCUGGGCGUGAAAGGCUGCACUCACGGGCCUGGCAUGGGAACAGAAACCCUUUUGGAGAAAUAACAGCCACUUAAACUCCUCCCCCAGCUCCCUGCCUAUCACAUCUUGCAAAAGAUGUUGAUGGAAAGAAAAAAAAAAGAAAGGAAAUAAAGGAAAGAAAAGAAAAGCCCCAACAAAAACCAAUCAUCAGAGGAAGGGCAAUUCCACGGUGACUUGAAAGAGGUCGACAGUCACUAACUGGAAAUUCUCUGACUUCUGAAGAAAGAACCCAGCUCCCACUCCCAUGACAGUGCCACAAAGCUGAGGUCCUGCUGACCCAGGUUCCUUCUUGUCUUGCUAUUGGCUGACACUGGUCAUAAACUGGCUGUUUCACUUUUGUUUUAAAUAAACAAACUUGCAUUCUACCGGGGAGAAGCCAGGAGUCAGAGCAGAGUCAAACGCCAGGGCAGCGGAAGGCAGAGGCACAGUUGUCAUGGGGAAGAAUGUGUCUCUUUGGCUAAAGAGAAGACUGGGAACUUCUUGAGUUGGGAGGAUAAAAGAUGAAGAAGAUGAUCUGUUAGUGGCCACUUGUAGCAAGGUUUGAGCGCCAAAGGACAUAUGAUGGCAUUUUAAUCAGAUUUGGGACCUGAAUUUUGGAAAGGAAGGAUGAAGAAUGUUGUCCAAGAGAGAAGCUGUCAACCAUGUGUUUGCCUGAUGCCUGCCAAGAUCAGAAGAAGGUGUCAGAGAAACUUGCUUCUCUCCGUGUGAGGCUGAGUACAGCAAAUGUUUGAUCAGUAAUCAGGAAGAAAAGUGGAAUUGUAUGAAGUAACCUUUCGAGUUUAUCUCUUUUUAAACUAAUAUAAAGAGAAAACUUUAUAUUAGUCCUUGCCUCUGUCCAACUUCAUAUCAGAAAUGGAAGUAACUGAGACCCUCGGCAGUUAUAGUAACAGGAACUGUACAAUAGGUAGCUUCAAGAAGGAAUUUUACCCCAUCAUAUACCUGGUAAUAUUUGUCUGGGGAGCCUUGGGAAAUGGCUUUUCCAUAUAUGUCUUCCUACAGACUUACAAGAAGUCCACAUCUGUGAAUGUUUUCAUGCUCAACCUUGCCAUUUCAGAUUUCCUAUUCAUAAGCACCCUGCCCUUCAGGGCUGACUAUUAUUUCAGAGGUUCCGAUUGGAUAUUUGGGGACCUGGUCUGCAGAAUUAUGUCUUAUUCCUUGUACGUCAACAUGUACACUAGCAUUUAUUUCCUAACUGUGCUGAGUGUUGUGCGUUUCCUGGCCACUGCCCGCCCCUUCCAGAUGCUCCGUGGUACCAGCAUCAGGAGCGCCUGGGUCCUCUGUGGGAUCAUAUGGGUCUUCAUCAUGGCUUCCGCAGCACCGCUUCUGGUAAAUGGCCAAGAGAAGAACAAUACCACUAUGUUGUGCCUGGAGCUGAAUUCCCAAACACUGAAAAAACUCGUGAUCAUGAACCACAUUUCAUUAGCGGUAGGCUUCUUGCUUCCGUUUUUCACACUCACCAUCUGCUACCUGCUGAUCAUCCGGGUCUUGUUAAAGGUGGAGAUUCCAGAAUCAGGUCCACGGGCUGCUCAUAGGAAGGCGCUGACCACCAUUGUCAUUGCUAUGAUCAUCUUCCUGCUCUGUUUUCUGCCGUACCAUGCACUGCGGACCCUCCACUUGGUCACGUGGAAUAAAGAAUCAUGUGGGGAUGUGUUACAUAAGGCCACGGUCGUCACACUGACCUUGGCUGCAGCCAAUAGUUGCUUCAAUCCUUUUCUCUAUUAUUUUGCCGGAGAGAAUUUCAAAGCUCGAUUAAGAGCUAUAUUCUGGAAAGAUCAUCUAUAGAAAGCAAAGUCAAAGUGCUAUUUGUGUGUAGCUGAAGAAGAGGAUUAAGCGUAUAGGUCGUGAACACUGGUGUCUACCCUCAUUCACUCAGGGUCUCCAAAUUACUUUAUACUUGCAUCAUAACCAACAAAUCUUGGUUGCUGACAUUUAAUUGACCACAGCAUUUGUUAAUAAAGCCUAUUUCAGAAAUUUCAUUAGAUGUAUUUUUAGUGGUUGGAACGAAAUGAGAAAUGUAGAAAAAAAAUUUCUACUGGAAUCUUGCAUGCUGAAAUGUGACAUUGGGAAACCUUGUCAAACAUACUAGGCCAUGUUUUGCAUCGGAUCCUAUGCCAGCUCUCUGGCCCAGACAUUCUAAAUUCCUAACUUGAAGACAUCCUUCAGAGUUAUACCUCCUCCAAAUCCUCGUCAUAUUUAAGCCUUUGAGACACAGUCAAUCCUACUGGGGGGCCUCUAUGCAUCUAGGGUAUCAUUCCCAAGGACUCUGGAGCAGGCUUUGAUUUGAAGAAGAAAACAGUCCUCUAAUAAUGCAAGUCACGGUUCAGACAAGGUUGACAAGAUUUCGAAAAAGGAGAGUGAAUGUUAAGUAGAGGUAAAGAUUAUAAGCAAGUUAACGACCACACAAUUUUCAAUGGAAAAACUCCUUAAUAUUCAAGGCACCAACAAUUAAGAUCGCAGAGGGAAACAUCUUCAUUAGGAAAGGUCUCAACAUUUUUAUUUUACUUGCAUCAGAAAGCACUUGGAUAUUGCUCACAACAAACAAACAAGCAAACAAAUACAAGCAGACAGGCGACCAAGACAAUGAUAGCACAAUGAAGUCAUUAGUGUGCUACAGAAGAAAAGUGUUAGCCAAGGGCUCAAGUAAUAACUGGAGUCCACUACACAGUUCAAUAUUUACACAGAGACUGACACAUAGAAACACUACAAUGGAUUCUCAGGGAAUGAGUGGGGAGGGUACAUGUAGGAGGAGAGCAUAGGAAGCUUGGAUUUCCAUCUUCCACCAGAGAGAGUUCAUGUUAACCAAAGUUAGGGAGAAAUAAACAGCUACACGGCAUGCCAUUUAGUGAGAGGGAGUGAAGGAGAGAGAGAGAGUAGGGGGUGCAAAAAGACCUGGAGGAGACUGCCUCUCGACAGGGAGUUGAGGGUAGGAUAUUUGUUAUUGAGAAUUGUCAAAUUGAGUGAUUUGUGAAUGUGUACUGCUGAAAUAAAACGAAAUUAAAUAGAAAACUUUAAA